CCGGGGGGCGGCGGCGGCGGCGGCGGCGGCGGGGGCGGCCGGCGGGCGGCCGCGGCCGGGACGAUGACUCUGGAGUCCAUGAUGGCGUGCUGCCUCAGCGACGAGGUGAAGGAGUCCAAGCGGAUCAACGCCGAGAUCGAGAAGCAGCUGCGGCGGGACAAGCGCGACGCCCGGCGCGAGCUGAAGCUGCUGCUGCUCGGCACCGGCGAGAGCGGGAAGAGCACGUUCAUCAAGCAGAUGCGGAUCAUCCACGGGGCGGGCUACUCGGAGGAGGACAAGCGCGGCUUCACCAAGCUCGUGUACCAGAACAUCUUCACGGCCAUGCAGGCCAUGAUCCGCGCCAUGGAGACCCUGAAGAUCCUGUACAAGUACGAGCAGAACAAGGCCAACGCGCUCUUGAUCCGCGAGGUGGACGUGGAGAAGGUGACGACGUUCGAGCACCGCUAUGUGCACGCCAUCAAGACCCUGUGGGACGACCCCGGCAUCCAGGAGUGCUACGACCGCCGGCGGGAGUACCAGCUCUCCGACUCCGCCAAGUACUACCUGGCCGACGUGGACCGCAUCGCCACCUCAGGCUACCUGCCCACCCAGCAAGACGUGCUUCGGGUCCGUGUGCCCACCACUGGCAUCAUCGAGUACCCUUUCGACCUGGAGAACAUCAUCUUCAGGAUGGUGGAUGUGGGGGGUCAGCGGUCUGAGCGGAGGAAGUGGAUCCACUGCUUCGAGAACGUGACGUCCAUCAUGUUCCUCGUGGCCCUGAGUGAAUACGACCAGGUGCUGGUGGAGUCGGACAACGAGGUGAGGUCCCCGUCCCCCGUCCCCCGUCCCCCGCCCCCACCCCGCGGCCUGGGCGCCCGUGGUGCUCACGACUUCCUCCCGCAGAACCGCAUGGAGGAGAGCAAAGCCCUGUUCCGGACCAUCAUCACCUACCCCUGGUUCCAGAACUCCUCGGUCAUCCUGUUUCUCAACAAGAAGGACCUGCUGGAGGACAAGAUCCUGCACUCCCACCUGGUCGACUACUUCCCCGAGUUCGACGGGCCACAGCGGGACGCGCAGGCCGCCCGGGAGUUCAUCCUGAAGAUGUUUGUGGACCUGAACCCCGACAGCGACAAGAUCAUCUACUCCCACUUCACCUGCGCCACCGACACGGAGAACAUCCGCUUCGUGUUUGCGGCCGUCAAGGACACCAUCCUGCAGCUCAACCUCAAGGAGUACAACCUGGUCUGAGCCGCUGCCGCGGGGACAGCUCGGCCGCCGCGGGGGACAGCUCGGCCGCCGGCCGCCGGCUCUGCUCGCCGAAGAGUUGAUUUUGUUUGCAUAUUUUUAACAAAGGGUUUUUAUUUCACAGUUAUCAGGGGACCUACGUCUUUCUUUCUAUACACCUCGUGCACCUUCUCACCUGUGUCAGCGGCGAGGCCGCCUUUUCCUGGCCUUGACUCGUGGCUCGCUUUUUUCUAUUAAAAAAAAAAAAAAA
Mustela erminea (ermine) is the source of this 1474-nucleotide messenger RNA. RefSeq names its product G protein subunit alpha 11 (gene GNA11). The coding region runs from base 64 to 1227 and encodes 387 amino acids. Gene Ontology annotation, cellular component: heterotrimeric G-protein complex. The transcript is spliced from 7 exons. NCBI's taxonomy places the organism in Eukaryota, Metazoa, Chordata, Mammalia, Carnivora, Mustelidae. Gene Ontology annotation, molecular function: GTPase activity; G protein-coupled receptor binding; guanyl nucleotide binding. The record is from RefSeq and is a predicted model, not a curated record. Gene Ontology annotation, biological process: phospholipase C-activating dopamine receptor signaling pathway; action potential; adenylate cyclase-modulating G protein-coupled receptor signaling pathway.